Molecule: messenger RNA, 1104 nt
Organism: Suhomyces tanzawaensis NRRL Y-17324
Lineage: Eukaryota; Fungi; Ascomycota; Pichiomycetes; Serinales; Debaryomycetaceae
Gene: PGA17
Product: Pga17p
Exons: 1
Coding region: 1-1104 (367 amino acids)
Source: RefSeq, a predicted model, not a curated record
AUGAAAGUUUCCAUCUUGGCCACAACAGUCUUGUCUGCUAGCAUAGUGUCUGCAGCUGCCACCCCAAAAAUCGUGGCCACUCCAUCCUCGGAAGAGUACCACGUCGACCUUGCUGAAAGAGGCAUAGUAGACUCCCUCAUUUCUGGAGUGGUCGCUGAAAUUCCAACCAUCAUAGGAAGCAUUGACUUCGAGGGCAUCGCUGGCUUUGCCAACAGAUUGUUGACUGAAGAUGACAACGUCAAGUACUUGGAUAACGUCUUGGUUGGUUUAAAGAACACCAACUUGCUUCCACAAGCCGCAGUCUUCAUCGUAUCCCACGACUACACUAGACAAAUUGCUGGCACCGUAUUGAACGAAGGGUUGGCCAUUGCUGGUAAAGUCAACUCCACCAACCUUUUCGUUGCCUUGGACAAGUCUGGCUUGGCUUAUGGCUUGGUCGCAUCCACCUUGGAAGACCCUAACCUUUUCCCAUUCACUUUGAACGUGGUCAAGAAAUUAAUUGCUUCAGGGGCUAUUAAUUUCGGUUCUAUCCUUGAUGCUGCCAAGGGAAUUCUCUUUAGCAAGAGAGAUAUUUUGGAGAUGGCCCCAAAGAAUGACUUCGCUGCCAAGUUUGAAAAGAGAGACAACAUCGAAGACUUGUUGACCACCGUCUUCUCUUCGGUUGAAAGAUCUAAAUUGGUCGAAGAAACCGUUUCUCAAUUGCUUGCCGACCCACAAUUCGAAGAUGCUGCUGCCGUCAUCCUCGAGGGAGUUUUCAGCAACUUGAGUGCUACCAUUUCCGGUCUUGAUUUCGCAGCCUUGCAACCACUCUUGACCUCCCUCAUCCAAUCUGGCUUGUUGGAAGACGUCAUUUCUCAAGCCUUGCACGACCAACAGCUCUUGAGCGCCGUUAUUUCCAACAUUGGCCACUUGUUGGCCGGCGGACAAAUCUCUGCUAGAGAUUUAGUUUCUGAUGAAGUCGCUGCUUCUUACGGUAUUUACACCAGAGAUGUCGCCAACACCACCAACGCCACCACCCCAGUCGUUUUGGAGAACGGUGCUGCUUCCUUUGGUGCCUCUACCCUUUUGGGUGCCUCUGCCUUUGCCGCAGCUUUGCUUAUCUAA